GAUUUAGCUUAUUUCGAUCGGAGCUAUGGCUUCUCUCAAUGCGCACAAAUAUGUCGUCGAUCCAUGACAACGACUCACUCCACAAAGACGGCAGCACCCGAUUUUAACAUUGUCGGUGUUGCAGAAAUAUUCGGAUGA
Paraglomus brasilianum is the source of this 138-nucleotide messenger RNA. The record is from the annotation of a GenBank genome assembly. NCBI's taxonomy places the organism in Eukaryota, Fungi, Glomeromycota, Glomeromycetes, Paraglomerales, Paraglomeraceae.